CUCCUGUCGGUCAGUGUGCUUACGUGCACCCAGUGAGGUCCUGAUGACGACAUCGACGGUGCAGUGCAGCUAACAUCAGCCCCUCGGAGCCUUCAGUCCGUUUACUGGGUCAUUUCUUACCUUAGAGGACGGUGAAUCAGCAGUCCUGUAUACUAAACAGGAGAACGAGCUUUCCAUCAUGAACUGCGACAUAGAUGGAGACAUGGAGAACCAGGUGGAGAUGGAGGAGAAGACGAGGUUAAUAAACCAAGUUUUGGAGCUUCAGCACACACUUGAAGACCUGUCAGCACGAGUCGACGCAGUCAAGGAGGAAAACCUGAAGUUGAAGUCUGAGAACCAGGUCCUCGGUCAGUACAUCGAGAACCUCAUGUCGGCCUCCAGCGUCUUCCAGACCACCGACACUAAGAGCAAACGGAAGUGAGCUGUGAGCCGAUAUAAAGCCUGAGGUCCCAGGUGGGAGAGGAAACCCAAGACAUGGAGAGGGGUUUGUUUUCUCAGCGGACCUUACUGUUUCCUGGAAACUCUCUUACCUGAGUCCAAACUAACUAAAUCAUUCAAAACAUUAACUGACUUUAUCGCCUGUCCAGUGGCUCAGAAAUUGAUAUAUCAUGUGUGUGUGGCCCAGGUCUUUUUGGCAGACAAGGUAGUUUAAGUGUUUAAUGAUCAUUUGUACCAUGAGUUUCUUCUUCGGCUGUGAAAUAAUUCAUAGCUUUGUUUCGCCUGCUUGGUUUUCAGUUUAAGGACAACUCUGACAUUUCUGUGGUUUUUCCCCAAUGUUCUCACAGUGUUCUCGUCCUGGCUGAUCUGUGAGUGGGCUUAAAUAAACCAUUAAUAUUACAAAUAACCAUUGGACCACCAACCUCACCUUCAACACUGAUUUAUUUAAUUUAUUAUUGUACAGUAUUUUCUACGUCAGCUGGAACUGAGAUUGUAGUAGCUCUCAGAUGUCAUGGUGUCUGUGUAAAGCAUGACCGUAUUCCUCCAAUUAAAAGCUGAGAAACUGGAAAGUGUUACUGAUAAUGAAAAGAAACCUUAUUUGGCAUGUGUGAGUCAUACAACUCUGAAAUGGUUUUAACAGUUUAGCAUAUCUAAUGAAAUUGCAUUAAAAUAAUAGUCAUUGAAAUUAAGUUAAUAAAAAGUAUGUGGAUACAUCUGUACAUACACGGACAGCUCUGCAUCAGUGAAAGUAAAAGCACAGUGAAACUAACGGUUUUGUUAGAAACCACUCCAUGAAGCUGUAAAGCUAGACCAACAUCAGUGAUGAUUGAGUUUGAAAUCACCAAGACCUGGUGUUAAUAUCCGUCCUCAGAGAUCUGAUCAGAAGUAGACAGCUUCAAAUACGUGUUUCACACCUGAAGUUAAGAUGCGUCCUGAAUGUGUCUCACUUCCCUGCUCUAUGCACAAAUAAUCAUGCACGUCAUUUGUGCUCGAAAUAAUGUCGUUUUAACCCAGUCUGAGUUUACAGCUGUGUUUGGUGUCGGUAUGAGAGACAGAGUUAGUAGCGACUGAGUGAUGUUCGUGGUGUUGGAAUAGUUGUAAAAAUGUCAUGUUAAUGCCACCUCAAGUCAACCUGGAGAGGCCCUGAAUAAGCUUGGUAUACAAGUUGUGUCCUUCAUCAUAAUCUAAUGAACAUCAUUUUACAAUCAGCUCUAAGUAGUAGCUUUUAAUGUGAACUACCUGUCCAUCCCUUACACUACACUUUUUAGUCAAUACAGACGUUCUUAUGAUUUAAUGUUCAGAUGUUUUAAAGUAUCCAAAUAUGCUCACCUGAUCCUUCCUUUGCUCUGUGUUAUUAUGAAAAUAUUUUAAACAGGUGUCACUGUGUUGUUUAAAUGCGCUAAACACAAAUAAAACACAUUUCUUUUUACACUGUCAAUGUUUUUCUACAUUCUGACUUGGAAACACAAGUCAGGACAACGUCGCAACAACUCAUAAAAUGGGCACCUCUGAUGAGCAUGUGAAUGCAGAGUGACUCAAUUAACUAUGUUCAGCUCUGCUAUGGAGUAAUAUUUCUAAAAUAAAAGAAAUCAAUGUGGUCAAGCUUUUAGCACUGACAAGAAUAAAAGUACUGACAGUUCAUUGAUAACCCCUUGUGGACGAAUGUAGCGAAUUUGCCUCAAACCCCAUUCCGGUCUUAAUGCCGCAGAGGUGACGAUUGUGCCUGAUGGUGCAAAUACUACACAUACCAAGGAAGGUAUUUGAAGCACUCUGCCGCCAUCUAGUGGUCAGAGUGGAAAAUAAAUACUAGUCCCUUGGGACUGUGCAGCAAAGUUAUUUUGAGGUAUUAAGCUGUAUUUGAAAUACUGUGAUGAUGGAACAGCAAUGAUUAUAGCAGCACCAAUAUGCAUACCAGAGCCUGUAAACAUUUUUUUAAAUUAAGGUUAGGCCCCAUUAUGCAUAAUGUCGCUAAUUUGCCUCAUACCUUAAUUCUAUAUCUACUGUACAUGCUAUAUUGAAAUUAAAUAUCUCCAAUUAAUUUAGCAUCUGUAUGACAGCCAAAAACACAUAAUAUAUUUUUUUAUUAUAGGAAAUUAAUUCAGGCAUUAAGGGGUCAAACUGUAGCAGGGUAGACAGGUUAGUAGGCGAUCCUUCAUUUGUGGUCCAGGAUGCAUUUGUGCAGACACUAAAUAGUGUGGUCACAGCUCUGAAUUUGAUGAGAUCUAAGGAUAGGGUAAAAGCUGACCACUUGGGACUGGAUCACUGAGGGCGGUUAUAAACACCCGGUCUGAACAGGAUCCAUGACACAAGACUUUCUGUCUGAGCUUCAAAGUAUCUGCAACCCUUUAAAAUGAUCAAGUCAUACGUUCAUACGUGACUUUAAUGCAAGAUUGAUGCAGUAAGUGAUUAGGACACAAAGACAAACUCUGUAUUUUAGUUUGUGUCCUUCUGCUGAUAUAGUGACAGGGAGGAGGAGAUUAGGGGCAAAACAAAAAAACCCACCAGAUACUUCCUCCUUUAAUAUGAAGAACAAAAGCAGUAAAGAGGCCUUGAGUGCUUAUUGAUCCACUAAGUCAGGUCUGGAAAACAUCUCCUGCUAGAGGAUGGGUCUGACCGUAAAAUGUGAUAAUGUUUUGACUGUACAGCAGAGGAGGGUGUGUCCUUUGCUGCCUCAGUUAGAAACAAAGGGAUAAAUUGUCAUCUGAGAUAAAAAAAAACAAAAAAACAAUCUGGACAAGCUUUUUAUUCCGUUUAAACUUAAGAAUCGAGUAAAAUAACAUCUUGAAAUCAAUGAUGUGUUUGUUAAAAUCCAGGGACUGAGGUGCUGUUGGAAAGUGAUGUUACAGGAGGCUUUAAACAAUGUAUAUGCUGUAAUCUAUUAAGGUUAAUUACAUUUUUUUACAGUUGUACAGUAGUUCAUUAAUUUGUCUGAUGUGCUGAAUAUGUUCUAGCUGCACACACCCUGGUACCAUCUUGUCUUGUGUGUAGACAACCUGCACCUUAGCAUUAUAAAUAUUUGUUUCUGUUUUAAUAAAAACCUAAGAUCA
Molecule: messenger RNA, 3485 nt
Organism: Platichthys flesus (European flounder)
Lineage: Eukaryota; Metazoa; Chordata; Actinopteri; Pleuronectiformes; Pleuronectidae
Gene: scoca
Product: short coiled-coil protein a
Exons: 4
Coding region: 179-421 (80 amino acids)
Cellular component (GO): trans-Golgi network
Source: RefSeq, a predicted model, not a curated record